This is a messenger RNA of Cordyceps fumosorosea ARSEF 2679, 1134 nucleotides long. RefSeq lists its product as hypothetical. Lineage: Eukaryota; Fungi; Ascomycota; Sordariomycetes; Hypocreales; Cordycipitaceae. The transcript has a single exon. The record is from RefSeq and is a predicted model, not a curated record. Bases 1 to 1134 code for a protein of 377 amino acids. Gene Ontology annotation, cellular component: nucleus.
AUGGGUCUCGUCGACUACUCCGAGUCCGAAUCGUCCGGCUCCGAGGCCGAAGCGCCCGCAAAGCCGAUCGCAAAGCCGAAGCCUGGCGGCCUCGACAAGUCGAAAUCUGGCAAGAUCAUCGUCAACCUCGCUGGCAACGCGGCCGCCGCACCGUCCACCUCGAGCAGCGACGAGCCGCCGGCCAAGCGAGCGCGCACGGCGGGCGGCGGGCGGUUUGCCGGCUUCAACUCAUUCUUGCCAGCGCCCAAGAACGCCGCGCCCGCGGGCGGCUCCAAAGGCCCCGGUCUGAGGACGAGCGCGGCGCCGGGCUUCAGCAGGGACGCGUCCUCCUCGUCGACGGUGGAUGCCGUUGCGGCGGGCGGGGAUACUGCAGAUGAGAGAUCCGUGCCGAAGAGCUCGGGACUGAACCUGCCACCGCCAAAGAGCGCGGUUGUCGCGGAACCGUCGAUUCCAGAGGGCCAGAAGCCAGCUUCCGAGGUCAAGUUGACGGGCAAGCCGCUCAUGUUUCGACCGCUGUCCGUAGCGCAGGGCAAGAAGAAGAAGACAACAGCAGCAGCAGCAGCAGCAAAGCCCAUACCCACAGAAGCCAAGAGCGUGCCAACUCCUCCCACCCCCGCCGUAGAACCGCCCAAGAAGAAGCCAUCGCUCUUUUCGAUUCCCUCCGAGGACACAACACCGGCACCAGGCCCGUCACUACCCGGCAGCAGCAGCGUCUACGAGCCCCUCUUUGAGACCGAGACCGUCACCACCACCCACGACGACCACUACGGGAGCGCCCGCCUCGCCGCUGAGCCCGUGGCGGAGUCGGUCGGCGACAUGGCCGACGACAUGAACCUCUCCGCCGCGGCACGCCGGGAGCUCUUCGGCCGUGGCGGCGGCGACUCGCAGGCGGCGGCAGCGGCGAACCGCGUGGUCAACUUCAACAUGGACCGCGAAUACCAGCACAAUCAGGCGCUGCGAGCGAGCGGGCAGCUGCAGCCGACGCACAACCCGGUGCGCGCGAUCCAAGGCGGCGGCAAGCACAGCCUGCGACAACUCGUCACCAACGUGCAGGGACAAAAGGACGCGCUUGAGGACAGCUUCGCCAAGGGUCGGUCGAACCGCCGCGAGGCGUCGAGCCGGUACGGGUGGUGA